UUUCAUCAUAGGAUAUGAAGAAAUGAUGCUAUGUGACUUCUGAGGUUAGGUCACAAAGGCGAUGAGGGUUCUGUCUUGUUUCUUGGAACACUGAACUUGGAACCUUGAGCUUCCAUGUUAAGAGGUUCCACAUCCUUGAGGCUGCCAUCUGUGAAGAGGCUAUGUGUGCCCUCUAGCCAGCAGUGCUGGUCUUCAAAGUCAUCCCAAGUCCAGCUCUUCACAUGACCUCGAAGCUCGGUUCACAACCCCCUCCAGACCCCCGCGAGGAAAGUAACUGACAGCCCCACGAGCCUCGGGGUUCAGGUUCAAGAGGGUGGAGAACGCCUGCCUGGGAGUUACUAUGGUAACACAGAUCCUUCCUCGCCCCCGCACCCCCUUACAGGCCCUGAGUGGAGGGGGGGGGCCGGAGCCCUCUCCACCUCCCUGCCCAGUGUCCAGGACCCGGCUGGACCGGGCAGCACGUGGCCUCGGCCUCUGACUCCUGCCCGGCUGGGAGGUUCCCUGGUCUGGACCCAGAUGCUCUUGCCAAAGAGAAAAGAAGAUUAACAACAAGAGUUUGGAGUAAUGUGAAUAAAGCGUCUGUGAGCCAAGGAAUUCAGAUUUACACUUGAAAAAGGGAAGAAAACUUGCCAAAGGAACACAGUCCUCCUAUACCUUGAUUUUAAACUUGUGACCUCAAGAAGGAGUUCUGAGUGUGGAAACACACAUGAGUCAGCUCAGUCAAGAAGGGUAGUAAUUUCUCAUAAUAUGGAUAAAGCUCUGAAAGAAGUGUUUGACUACAGUUUUAGAGAUUACAUUCUGUCCUGGUAUGGAAAUCUCAGCAGAGACGAUGGUCAGCUUUAUCAACUGCUCUCAGAAGACUUUUGGGAAGUUGCCAGACAGUUGCGCCACAGACUGAGCCACGUGGACAUAGUGAAAGUCGUUUGCAAUGACAUUGUACGAGCUUUACUCACCCACUUCUGUGACCUGAAAGCGGCGAAUGCCAGACAUGAAGAACAGCCCAGACCUUUUGUGUUGCAUACAUGUUUGCAGAAGUCAGGUGAUGAAGUACGAUUCCUACAAAUGUGUUCUCGGGUUCUGGUGUUUUGUCUCCUCCCCUCAAAGGAUGUCCAGUCUCUCAGCUUACGUAUAAUGCUUGCAGAAAUUCUCACAAGAAAAGUUUUAAAGCCAAUAGUGGAGUUACUUAGUAACCCAGACUACAUUAACCAGAUGCUGCUUGCUCAGCUGGAGCGCAGAGAACAGAUGAAUGAGCAUCACAAGAGAGCCUACACCUAUGCUCCCUCUUAUGAAGAAUUCAUCAAGCUUAUUAACAGUAACUCUGACGUUGAGUUCUUGAAGCAACUAAGGUAUCAAAUUGUAGUGGAAAUAAUCCAGGCAACUACAAUUAGCAGCUUUCCCCAACUGAAGAGGCACAAGGGUAAAGAAACAGCUGCAAUGAAAGCUGAUCUCCUGAGGGCCAGAAAUAUGAAGAGGUACAUUAACCAGUUGACUGUAGCAAAGAAGCAGUGUGAGAAGAGAAUCCGAAUCCUGGGAGGCCCUGCCUAUGACCAGCAAGACGAUGGGACCUUGGACGAAGGGGAAGGGCUUCAAAGCCAGAAGAUUCUUCAGUUUGAAGACAUCUUGACCAAUACUUCCUACCGAGAGCACUUCCGAAUGUACAUGGAAAGGAUUGACAAGAGAACUCUGAUUAGUUUUUGGGAGUCUGUGGAACAUUUAAAGAGUGGUAACAAGAAUGAAAUCCCACAAUUAGUUGGUGAAAUUUAUCAGAAUUUCUUUGUGGAGAGCAAAGAAAUAUCAGUGGAAAAAUCACUUUACAAAGAAAUCCAGCAAUGUCUUGUAGGAAAUAAAGGCAUUGAGGUAUUCUGCAAAAUCCAAGGAGAUGUUUAUGAGACCCUAAAGGAUAGGUAUUACCCCUCAUUUAUUGUCAGUGACCUGUAUGAGAAAUUGAUGAUAAAAGAAGAAGAAAAACACUCCUCGCAGUUGAUGUCUAACAAGGAUGAAAUGGGUCCAGGAGGUGAGGCUGGUGAGGAAGCUGUAGAUGAAGGCACCAGUCAACAAGCCAGUUUUGCUGUAAACAAGCUACGGGAGCUAAAUGAGAAACUUGAAUAUAAAAGGCAAGCUCUAAAUUCUAUUCAAAAUGCACCAAAACCUGACAAGAAGAUUGUUUCCAAGCUGAAAGAUGAAAUAAUUCUCAUUGAGAAAGAACGGACGGACCUUCAGUUGCACAUGGCAAGAACAGAUUGGUGGUGUGACAACCUUGGCAUGUGGAAAGCCUCCAUCACCAGUGGUGAGGUUACGGAAGAGAAUGGUGAGCAAAUGCCCUGUUACUUUGUCUUGGUAAGCCUGCAAGAAGUUGGAGGAGUUGAAACUAAGAACUGGACAGUCCCCAGAAGGCUCAGUGAGUUUCAGAAUUUGCACCGGAAACUUAGUGAGUGUUUCCCUUCUUUAAAAAAAGUCCAGUUGCCUUCUCUUAGCAAGCUGCCUUUCAAAUCUGUAGAUCAGAAGUUUAUGGAAAAGUCAAAGAAGCAGUUAAAUAAGUUUUUACAGAGUCUACUUUCAGAUGAAAGACUGUGUCAGAGUGAAGCACUUUAUGCCUUUUUGAGCCCUUCUCCUGACUACCUCAAGGUUAUUGAUGUGCAGGGGAAAAAACCCACUUUUUCACUAUCCUCAUUUCUGGAAAGACUUCCUCGCGACUUCUUCUCCCAUCAGGAGGAAGAGACAGAGGAGGACAGUGACCUGUCAGACUAUGGUGAUGAUGUGGAUGGGAAGAAGGAUUCCCUGGCAGAACCAUGCUUCAUGUUGAUUGGGGAGAUUUUUGAACUUCGAGGAAUGUUUAAAUGGGUGAGAAGAACCUUAAUUGCGCUUGUUCAAGUCACUUUUGGAAGAACCAUCAACAAACAAAUCCGAGACACAGUGAAUUGGAUUUUCAGCGAGCAAAUGUUGGUUUACUACAUCAAUGUUUUCCGGGAUGCUUUUUGGCCAAAUGGGAAGCUGGCGCCACCAACCACAAUCAGAAGCAAAGAACAAAGUCAGGAAACAAAACAGAGAGCCCAGCAAAAGCUACUUGAGAACAUUCCAGAUAUGCUUCAGAGCCUCGUUGGACAGCAAAAUGCUCGUCAUGGCAUAAUAAAAAUAUUCAAUGCACUGCAAGAAACGAAAGCCAAUAAGCAUCUACUAUACGUGCUGAUGGAAUUGCUGCUAAUUGAACUGUGUCCUGAGCUGAGAACUCAUUUAGAUCAACUAAAAGCUGGUCAAGUCUGAGGCUGCACAAAUAAACCACCAGAGAAAUGUCUGUGUAAUAAUAGACAUGAAACAUUUUCCUCUUUUCCACAGAGGGCUUGGCUGAGAACCAUACUGAUUUUUAUUUUAGUUCCCUCCCUCUAGUUUUAUGUGAAGUAAGCAGAUUGGGGAGGGAGGGAAACUUGAUGCUGUCAUAGGCAACAGGGAAAAACCCUUCUGUUAAUUAUUGUUUUUAUUUUAAUAAUAAUAUAAAUGCUCUAAAAUUCAACAUCCUGAUUGAAAUACAAAUGUUAAUAUGUGAUAAGAACCUAGGAAAUAUUUUAAAUAUUUAUGAGAACAGUUUUGUUUUAAAAUGAACUAUGAAUAUUGUACAGUUAAUUUCCUCACUGAGGAUUCAGAACAUUCCUAUAUUAUUUCGUGUGUUUGAAGAACUUUGUUGUGCAAUGCUUUAUGUAAAGUUAUUGUGAAAAUUUUACUCUUUAUUUUUACCAAAGAUUUCCCAUAGUUUGAAGCAUUUGAAGCAAUAAAAUAU
Molecule: messenger RNA, 3772 nt
Organism: Talpa occidentalis (Iberian mole)
Lineage: Eukaryota; Metazoa; Chordata; Mammalia; Eulipotyphla; Talpidae
Gene: SNX25
Product: sorting nexin 25
Exons: 22
Coding region: 748-3261 (837 amino acids)
Cellular component (GO): early endosome membrane; intracellular membrane-bounded organelle
Molecular function (GO): phosphatidylinositol binding
Source: RefSeq, a predicted model, not a curated record